AACGGUUCAAUACAAAAGAGAAUGUAGAGCAGAAACAGUUCCUACUACUGUUCCUAUGUGUGUUUCAGGUGGGGAACCUGGGCCUGCUCUUCAUGCUCCUGUUCUUCAUCUAUGCAGCACUGGGGGUUGAGCUGUUUGGAGAACUGGUGUGUAACGAGGACUACCCAUGUGAGGGGAUGAGCCGCCAUGCUACCUUUGAGAACUUUGGCAUGGCCUUCCUCACUCUGUUCCAGGUCUCCACUGGGGACAACUGGAAUGGGAUCAUGAAGGACACGUUGAGGGAGUGCCCUCCGGACUACGGGCCUGACUACUCCUGCAACCCCAGCCUGCAGUUCAUCUCUCCCAUGUACUUUGUGUCCUUUGUGUUGACGGCCCAGUUCGUCCUGAUUAACGUGGUGGUGGCGGUGUUGAUGAAGCACCUGGACGACUCCAACAAGGAGGCCAAGGAGGAGGCGGAGAUGGACGCUGAGAUUGAGCUGGAGCUGGCCACGGGGGCCCUAUGCUGCAUGGGGCCGGAGGGAGUCUGUGCAGGAGGGAAAAAAGGUGGAGGAGCAGGAGGAGGUGGAGGGGAGGUGGGGGAGUUGGAGGAGGAGUGGAUAGAGGGAUGGGAGUCCCAGGCAGUUCCUCCGGGGGGAAUAUGCAUCAUCACGUGGCAACGACGCAUCCAGGAACACUGCAAGAUCCGAACAAUCGUGAUCCCUACUCUCCUGCACAGGAGAGUCAGUGGCUGGACAGUGUGUCUCUGCUGAUUAAGGACUCAUUUGAAGGAGAGAUGCUGAUGAUUGACAACCUCUCUGGA
Oncorhynchus masou masou (cherry salmon) is the source of this 799-nucleotide messenger RNA. RefSeq names its product voltage-dependent T-type calcium channel subunit alpha-1I-like. Gene Ontology annotation, cellular component: voltage-gated sodium channel complex; plasma membrane; neuron projection. NCBI's taxonomy places the organism in Eukaryota, Metazoa, Chordata, Actinopteri, Salmoniformes, Salmonidae. Gene Ontology annotation, molecular function: voltage-gated sodium channel activity; low voltage-gated calcium channel activity. The record is from RefSeq and is a predicted model, not a curated record. Gene Ontology annotation, biological process: transmembrane transport; membrane depolarization during action potential; positive regulation of calcium ion-dependent exocytosis. Bases 93 to 749 code for a protein of 218 amino acids. The transcript has 4 exons.